This is a messenger RNA of Wyeomyia smithii (pitcher-plant mosquito), 2833 nucleotides long. RefSeq lists its product as uncharacterized. The record is from RefSeq and is a predicted model, not a curated record. Lineage: Eukaryota; Metazoa; Arthropoda; Insecta; Diptera; Culicidae. The coding region runs from base 1041 to 2768 and encodes 575 amino acids. Gene Ontology annotation, cellular component: nucleus. Gene Ontology annotation, molecular function: DNA binding. The transcript has 4 exons.
GAAAAAUACAGUUUAAUCGUAAAGGAUUAGUUGUCUUGGUGUACCCAAAAGUUACGAAGCCAAUCGUAACAUAAAACAUUAGUAGAAAAUAAGUUUCAUUAAAAAAAUAAUCAUUUUUAUUAAAGAAUCGAUUAAGGGGUAAAUUGCGCCGCCAUAUUAGCAAGAAUCAUCAUGACUCACGUUGAAAAAAGGUUAAUUCACUGAUUUUAUUUCGAUCGUCAAAAGCAACCCAGCAUGCUAAUAAAAAACCAAGAAGGCAUGAUGUUAGCUCAAACAUUAUUAAAUUAUUAUUACCACGCAUGAAACAAUCCCUCUUCGCCACAUUUCAAAUUAACAAAUGAUAACAAAUAAAAUUUCAAUUUAAAAUCAACUGAGCGCAUUACACGGUUAGACCCUUAUCUGAAGCAACGCCAGAAAACAUCUGUCACUUCGAGCGCAUUAACAAAAGAGAAAACAAAAAAUCGCAGUUCUCAGUAGAAAGUGUUGUGCUAUAGGCAAAAUGGGACGAAUUUAUCGACGCAAAACUGACCGUAGAGCUUGGACUGUCGAAAAAAUGAACCAAGCAGUUCAUGCAGUGCGAGGAGGAAUGGGAAAAAGGACCGCGGCACGCAUUUACGAAGUGCCAAGAAAGACUUUAGAACGGUACCUCGAUAAGACGGCAGACGGAGAAUCAAUCCAGGUAAGACAACUGGGAAGUAUCAAACCAGUGUUUACGCUUGCACACGAGGAACAGUUAGCCAGUGAACUAAUACGUUUCAGUCAGAUGGGAUAUGGCCUGACUUCUAAAGAUGUCCGCAGUUUGGCGUAUAAAAAGGCAAACGAGAACGGUAUUCCCCAUCCGUUUAAUCUUUCCACUAAACUUGCUGGAAAGGAUUGGUUCAAGCUGUUUGUGCAUCGAAACCCUUCUUUGACAUUGCGGCAGCCAGAAGACACAUCGAUGGCACGUAUGAAAGGAUUCAACCGUGAGAGCGUCAAGAUUAUUUUUAAGCUGCUCGAAGAAGCUUGCAACCCAUAAUUACCCACCCAGCAGAGUAGCGAACAUGGAUGAAACAGCAGUUAGCACCGUACCUACAAAAACAAAUAAAGUUAUUGCGAAGAAGGGAGAAAGGCGCGUUGCUGGAGUUACUUCGGCUGAGCGGGGAAUCACCACAACAGUCAUAUUUUCAAUGUCAGCGAGCGGCAAUUAUCUGCCACCGACAUUUAUAUUUCCCCGUAUAAGGAUGCAAGAGUCGUGGAAAUGCGGUGCUCCGCAAGAUGCAAAGUUCUUGUGCUCUGCAAGCGGUUGGAGCAACAUGGAAACAUGUAAUACGUGGAUGGAUCAUUUCAUAGAACAUUUCAAACCUACCGAAAAAGAUCCGAUGCUACUAAUAUUGGAUGGGCAUACAAGCCACUCCAGAAAUUUCAGUAUGCUAGAGAAAGCGAACGUCAAUCACGUGCAAAUUAUAUCGAUGCCACCCCACACUUCCCACAAGUUACAACCGCUUGACGUAGCUUUCAUGAGUCCGUUCAAAGCAAAGUAUUCUAAUGCAGUGAAUGCUUUUAUGAAGAAUAAUCCCGGACAGGUAGUAACAUUAAACAAUAUAUGCGCGUUGGUCAAAGAGGCAUUUGUUCGUACGGCUACAAUGGAAACUGCUGAAAAUGGAUUUAAAGCCACCGGAAUUAUUCCAUUCAAUCCCAACAUUUUUACCAGCAAAGACUUUGCUCCAUCUGACGCGCUCGAAGCGCUUGCUCACGACGUCAACGAGAAGAAUACACCGAUCAUUUCUACUAGGGCCGAAACAAUUUCUUCGAAUCAAAGUUCAAACGAAGCUUCACUACUACCGGAAGAUGCAUCUACGGCAGUUGAGACAGUUGACGGAAACCAAAUUUGUGUGGUGGAAGGUACAUAUUCGGAGUCGUACACAGUCCCUGCAGAAGAGGUCCAAUUGUGCAAUACUCAAGUAGUGGAUGCCAGCGUCAACAUAAGUGGAUUGCAAGGGAUCGACCUCAUCGAGACCAGUGAGGAUGCGGAUACGGAACAUUGUAUUGUAGACCCAAACUUGUAUUACAUUGUAGGAGAAAAUGGACUAAUAUCAACGCAAUCGUACUCAGAAAUGAACGCUGAGCAUACACCACUCACCGAAGUAAUGACGCUGAACUGUACUCCAUCGUUGACCAGUAACGUUUCCAACUUGCAGAUAUCGUUUUCCGAACUCACAUCGUUAAGUAACACGCAAUUGAUACCCAGCAGCGUUUCAAACUGGGAGACAUUUCAAACCGACCGACUCACCGAAGUUAUGACGUUGGCCAACGCUCCACUGACGUCCAGCAGCAUUUCGAAUAGGCUCAUUGAGAUGAAGUCAACAACCAAACAAAAGCGAUGGGAUCAAGAGUGCAAUAUCAGAGCUGUUACAAUGACCAACGGUUUUCGAUCUUCGACACAAGGAGUCCAAGAAAAGUCUGAGAACAAGAGGCCGCUUAAGCAAUCCAGAAAGAAGGGAGAAUCGGUUGAUCUGACAUCCGCUGCGUAUAGGAAAAGUUUGUUAAAAUCAACUGCUCAAAGGGAUCUGAAGCUACUCAAAAAAACUUCAGCUGGUCGUAAAAGUGUACGGAAAAAUAACCCCAAGGACAUCCCAUUCGAAGACGUCCUUUGUUACUAUUGUGGAGUUGUUUUUAGUGCAUCCGAAGAAGGAAACGGUUGGCUCAAAUGUAUUUUAUGUCAAGCAUGGUUCCAUGUAGAAUGUAGCACGACUAACAAGCUUUAUUUGGAAUGCGGUAACUGCAACUAAAAUUCCUAAUUGCAUUUAAUGUAAACUCCAUGUUCUUAAAAAAAAAACAUAAUCAGGCUAUAUUA